This is a messenger RNA of Cuscuta epithymum, 5808 nucleotides long. The record is from the annotation of a GenBank genome assembly. NCBI's taxonomy places the organism in Eukaryota, Viridiplantae, Streptophyta, Magnoliopsida, Solanales, Convolvulaceae.
CUAUUUUCUGCCCAUUUGUGACAACCUCAAAAGAUUUCAGAUUACUUUGGAGCCCUCUAGAUGUCCUUUGUGUAAACAGAGCUGUGAAAAUACUGACCAUGUUUUCUUUGGUUGUGGAUACACAAAGCAAAUAUGGAAAUAUUUCAUGGAUAUAUUUGGGCUUAAAAUGCCAGAAAAUGCACUAAUUAGACAAGUACUGUUAACUUGGUGGAUUGAAGCAGGUUCAAAGACAAUGGCAGAUGUAUUAAUGCAUAAUCUGCCGGGGAUCAUUACCUGGCACAUAUGGCGAGUUUACGCAUCCCACAUUUGGGGCUCAGAAUCUAUACCUUCCCCUGACCAAGUCAUCUUUCAAAUCAAGCUUUACACUCAGAACUUGUUUUAGCCAAAUUUGGACAACCUAAAACUAAUUAGAAUGGAAAUUGUAUAUUGAUUGGGUCUCGUACAAGAAAGGUAAAGAAGAUGACAAGAACAACAAGAAAGAUGCUAAGAGAGCACAAUAGAGUGCAAAUAUGAGUAUUAUUCGAGUCAGUGUGUCUUCUGAAUACAUUGGAGCUGUGUGCCUGUGUUCUAUUUAUAAAAGAGGUAUUUAAUGCACUUUUGUCCGUUGUUGACUGUUUCGACCGUUACGACUACAUGUUCGACCGUUACGACGACAUCAAUAUCGUCAUUAUUGCAUCAUCAAUUCUGGCCGGCCCUUUGAGUAACCUAUGUCAUAAUUACAAUAAUUACCCUAAUUAUAUGCAUAAAACUGCUCAGAUUCAUUAGCUAGCAUUACUCCUAAUAAAUGCGUCAUUAAUUGCCACGGUCAAGCCUUUUUGAAUGUCGUCCAAUUCUUGUACCAACAAUAGCCCCUUUUCGAGAAGUUGAGGCGUAUCAUGCAUAUGUCAGCAACAACUUGUCGAAAAUUUGAAAGUACAAUUCGCAUCUUGGUUCAUUGCAUCGUGACAUGUUGCUCAACUUGUCUGACGAACUACUUCCGUCUUUCUUUUAAGUAACCUCCGAUUAGAUCUGUCCCCUUGACUGAAAUAAUGAAGUCUGCAAGCUCGAAUUUUUUCAUUUCCCCUUCAACGUUGUGUUGACGACUAGAUGACAGAAAUUUGCAACAUCUCUCACGUCGGUGUGACACUUCCAUUGGCAACGGGAGCAUCAUCUGUUGUUAAAGAUGACGAGUUGGGUUGUGUGAACAUAGUCCAUAACCUGCAAAACUUUGAAUAACCUUUCGUUUGUAAUUCUAGCAAUAUUGUCGACAUGAGUGUUUGUGAUUUGUGUCGAUGUCGUUCGUAGUGUCUCUUAUGUUUUGGAGCUUGUGUUGUCAUGCUCUUGGAGCACAUGCUUCUAUUGUGUAUUUCUGUAGUUUUGGUGUACCGCUGUUAUGUUGAUGUCGUGUAAUUGUUUCUGAUGUUGACAAUGCAUUUGACGUUUACUCUGCAUGUUGUUUUGGUGUCGCACAAUCAUGUUUGACGUCGACGUUGUUUUUUAUGUUCGCUCUGUUCGUUGUUUUGUGUUUGUCUGACUUUGAUGUUGUCGGCAUCUGUGAUGUAUGAUCUGUAUGUUGUUUUGUGUUUGUCUGACCUUGAUGUUGUCAGCAUUUGUGAUGUAUGAUCUGUAUGUUGUUUUGUGUUUGUCUGACCUUGAUGUUGUCAGCAUUUGUAUAAAUACUCCGUAGUUUAUAUUAUGUACAAAAUUAGUUCAUACUCCCUUCGUCCCGGAAAAUUGUUCCCACAUUGACUUGGAACGGAGUUUAAGAAAGUGGGAAUAAAGUGGAAAUGUAUGGUUGCGGGUGAGUAAGACAAUUAGCCACAAAAAACUUUCCAAAAGGGCAAAGUGGAACAGUUUUUUUGGACGGCCCAAAAAGGAAAAUCGGGAACAAUUUUCCGGGACGGAGGGAAACUAUAUAUUGAUGUAUUUAGAUCUUUCCAACAAGAAAUACCGUAGUAAUAAUAAAUAAAAAGAACAAUGUAAAACCAACUUGCUUAAGGCUUCAAGACAAAAGAAAUAAAACAAAAAUAAACUACAUGUAAUAGGAAUCGAACACUAGACAUAUCACGUGCAUGAAUCUUAAACGUACAGCUACAUCCGCUCUACCAUUAGCACAUUUUAGCAACUACUUCGUACUUAAUGUAUAAGAACCCUUUAUUUAGAACAAAAUAUAUGUGUGAAUUUAAAUUGGAUAUUAUAUAAAAGGGUUGGGUGGGGGUUGAGUGGGGGCAGCUGCCCCCCCUGCCCCCACCCUGGAUACGCCCCUGGUUGCCAAAGAAGAUGUUUUUUCAAAAGUGUUCCUGAAAUAAAACAUAUUUAUAAUAUAUGAUUAAAGUUAUUACGUACAAGUAUAGUGUCAUGGUCGAUCUGCACUAAUCCACUAUAGCCACUACACUAAAUAUGUCACAUUUUUAUAGAUAACAUUUAUUUUUAUUGAUUUAUAUGUAAUUAUUUUCUUUCCAUUAUUUGCAAUGAAGUCAAAGAUUCAUUACUUUUUAGCCUGAGAAUAUGAUGAAAUAAAGUAAAAUGACUCACUAAAUUGUUUCGCUUUUUUGUUAUGAAGUAACAAUCAGUCCAUGGAACUUUGGACGCGAAUUUCAUUAUGGUCAUCCGGAAACAGUCUCUUUGUGCUUUAGUACAUGGGUAAGAUUGCGUAUAUCCAACCCCCUUACCCCACCGACCACCGUAGGUGGGAGCCUUCGCGGCAAUGGGGUAAAUGAAAAUGAUGAUGAUGAUGAUGAUGAUGAUGAAAAUGAUAUAUAUGUAAUUAUUAUUUUAAUUUCUUCGCUGUGGUUAAAUCUCAUCUUGUCUAUUCCAAUUUAUUAGUAUAUGUAUAUUUAGGUCGGGUCUUAUUAUUGCGGUAUAUAGUUUGUUUAAAUCUAGUUAGCCAAGUUUGUUUAGUCAUGAUACACCAUGGUUUAUUUGCAAUUAACUUUAAUUUAUAAGGUGCAAGAUUGAUGAGUAAUUUGAUGUAACAUUAUUUAAUCUAACUGGGUCUAUACAGUGGCGGAGCCAGAAAUACGGUUUAGGGGGGUCGAGAAUCAACUUUAUACAAAAUGAAAACGGUGGAUCGUUUCCAAACAAUGUCCGAGUUGAAUAUUUUAUAUGUAGUUUAGAUAAAUAGGCACUCGUAACAAUAAAAGAGACUGUUUUUGCUCUAUUUUUGAGUCAUGUCACGUAAGUAAUGAGUUAAUUAUACGCUAUUUUUAAAAUUUGGGAGAAAAAUCAAUAUUACUCAUCAAAUUUUGCUGAUUUUACGUUUAGAUAGUGCUGAUUUUGCAGAAAUCAUAACUUUUUACUCGUAAUGAGUUACGGGGGCCAUAAUAUAUCAAAUCGAAGAUAUUUCAGAGCUCUAUGCUCUCAAACUUUCAGCGGGGUCGACUGACCCCCUGCCCCCCUGGCUCCGCCCCUGGGUCUAUAUCACUAUAUGUAUUCUCUAUAGACUAUAGUCUUAUUUAUUUAAUUAAAUAAGUCUAGCUAGUUUCAAACUUUCAAUACACUAAAACAAUCCAUGAAAGCACGAUAGUUCAUUUAAAAAAUAAUCGAAUACUCUGUAGAAUAUACUUUUUAAUUACUUUAAUUAAGGCGUUAAUUAGCUAUUUUCAUACUUCGUAUUAUAUUUUGUACGAUAAGAUGACUAGGUUUUUAGAAUAAGUCAAAUAACUAGCUAUUCUCAUAUAUUAGGAGUACAAAUAAAGUGGUUCUCCCAAAUAUGAGUAUUAUUGAUUUUUUUAGCAUUUUCCUAAAUUUUAGUGUAAGUUCAACAUGUAAAUAGAAAAGGUAUGCUUUUAUUAUUUUCAAACCCAAAUUCUCAUUUGAAAAUAAUGGGGGUGUUUGGAUCUGAUUCUCAAAACUGAUUCUGCUUCUUCAGGGAGUAGAAUCAAAAGCUGGAGUGUUUGGGUGAAAUUUCAGAAGUGCUUCUGGAGCUUUAAUUUACUCUCAGAAUCAGUUUUUUUAGAAGCUGAGAGGUACCAGCUUCUGAAAACUGAUUAUGAUUCUGCUUCUAAAAAGAAUCAGAAGUAGCAUCAAUUCCAAACACCCCCAAUAUCUAAUAUCAAUAUCUAGCUAGCUACCAGUCUAGGUUUCUUUUUCGCCCUAUAUUAUGUGAAAUCCCAAAACUAGAUCACUUUAUUUUGAAUAAAGUAUUUCAAUUCAUUGUUUUCUUUCAUUUGGAAUUUAAUAUAUAGCUUUUAAUUUUAAUUUAUUUAAAUAUAGAUGGCUAGUUAUUAAAUUAGGAAUGAGGAUUUUAAAAUAUAUACUUAAAAUUUUAUUGUAUAAAGUGUAUAUACUUUUUAAGUUUGAAUUGGACAAGAGUAUGGCAAAGAUUUGUACUUUUGUAGCCUUGAACCCUUAUUUCUAAGCGGGUUUGAGCUCACGAUAACUGUAAUUCCAAACGUCUCAUGGUCUCAAACUGUGUGCACUCUAGCUAAGUGAUUUGAGUUCAAUAUACGUAGUAUGAAAUUCCGUUGAUUAUAAUGAUAACAAGUCCACCAAAGUCAAAAUUGACUUGUUUAAAGCAAAAGAAAUCAAAAUUAACGCAAAAUUGAUUAUAGAUUUAUAAUGAACAGAGUUGUGUAGAUCUAAAUCUCCAUACCAUAGACUCACCAUAGGCCAAACCUACGAAGGAAAAGUGAGUCUCGACAUGCAUUUAGUUGCCUCUUUUGACACAUUAUUUGAGUACUUGGGAGUUUGAAGGGAAGUUGAGUACCCCGAAGAUUUUGAAGGAUAGUCAUCAGAAGGGAAGUUGCGGGAAAUGGAGUGAAAAUCCUCUUCUUGUUUGAGAGCAACAAAUUUAAAAAGAUAGAUUAGAAGUUAUGGAUGAGUUAUAAUUAAAAAUCAUCAUACAAAUAGUUGAAUUUAUAUAUAUUUAAAAUUGAGUUAGAGUUACCAUUUACUGAUUUACCUAAUUAUCCUUGAAAAUCCUCCUAUUUGGAAGAACUUGAAAAUUGAGCAAACAUUUGAAAUGUUUGAAACACCAUACAUGAAAGGUAGGGUCAUAAACAUUUGCAACCUUCCCCUCCCCUUCAAUACUCAACUCCCAAACAUACCCUUAAUUAGUGAAUCAUGAAGAUUUAUUUAGCCUUUCAUGAUCCAAUAAAUAAGUAUGUGACAAAUACUGAAUGCAUGUACACAUACAAAUAAUGUGCAAACUGCAAACCUGUGUAUGAAAACAUUCAAUUAGAGCAUCCGGAUACUAGUCUAGUCUAAAUAAAAUAUGCCAAUUGUCAAAAAUUUAAAAGGUCGUCUAAUGUACUCAACAAAAAAUGGAAUGAUGACUAGACAUUAAAAUGCCUUAAAAGCUUCCAAUGCAUUUAGUAAGUCUUAUGAAGUGCAUCCUAGAAUAGACUAGUACAGUAUGCAUUGCUGAUGCUCUUAUAUGUUCAUGGUAAGACAUUUGAUUUUUUAUUUAAAUUUUUAUUUUAUUUUAGAACUAGUUGCCGAGUUUCAAUAUUUUUAUUGUGUAGCUUAUAGAGAUACAAACACAAUUAGCACUACUAUGCAGUAAUUUAAUUAGUAUUUCUAUAUAUUAGAAAAAAUAUAGAAAAACUUAAGUACUCUGUAUUAAUUAGUAUACACAACAAAUUAACUUAAACAUGAGAUGAUGAGAUGGAAGAAAUAUAUAUUUCACAGGAAUCUAAUCCAGUCUACAAAAGCUAUAAGAGGAUAAAUAUUCAAAUACCACAGAAAUGGUUUGGAGGAGGUGUUUCAGCUGGUUUGCCUAAGCAAAUACCCAUAUCGAUCAGCAGGCCGGGAAGCUGGCUAGAGCUUUAAUUUGUGAGAAGCUGGCUAAUAAUUUGCAUUCCAAUUUAUAAUUUGGAGUAUAAUUUA